Molecule: messenger RNA, 3840 nt
Organism: Phodopus roborovskii (desert hamster)
Lineage: Eukaryota; Metazoa; Chordata; Mammalia; Rodentia; Cricetidae
Gene: Lrguk
Product: leucine rich repeats and guanylate kinase domain containing
Exons: 16
Coding region: 1-3840 (1279 amino acids)
Cellular component (GO): cytosol
Molecular function (GO): protein binding; GMP kinase activity
Source: RefSeq, a predicted model, not a curated record
AUGGCAGCCUACGAAAAAAAUCUCUCCAAAGGGAAAGCAUCCUCUCUCCAGGGAGGCUUGGGCGCUUCUCGCGCUGUAAUCCAGGCAAUACUGGCGCUCGCAGCAAAACAUCGUCGGACACCAUGGCCUCCUUUUCCCAUGGGACAGAGGACGAAAGGGACUUUCAAAAGCGCCUCCUCCUACCUCCUCCAACAGCUCAUCCACCGAUCUCAGGAGAUGGAACAGCAGGGCGAAGAGGAGUCCGAAGAGUCCGAGGAGUCAGAAAUGAUGAUGAAUUUGGAGGAGGAGUUUGAUGGGGUCCUGAGAGAGGAGGCUGUAGCCGAAGCACUCAGCGAUUUGGGAUGGUCAGGCCGUGGGACAGAGCAGGUCUACCUCAACCUAAAUUUAUCACACUGUGAUUUAGUCGACAUCAGCAUUCUGUGUGGCUAUGUUCACCUACAGAAGUUGAAUCUUUCUGCAAACAAAAUCGAAGAUUUGUCUUGUGUGAGCCACAUGCCUUAUCUUCUAGAACUAAAUGCUUCCCAGAACAAGCUGACUACCUUUUUCAACUUCAAGCCACCCCAAAAUCUCCAGAAGGUGGAUUUUUCCAACAACCAAAUUUCUGAAAUGGGUGACCUGUCGGCAUACCACACUCUCACUCAACUGAUUUUGGACAACAAUGAGAUAGGAGAAAUCAAUGGGAUAGAGAAUUGCAUCUGCCUGACCCACCUGAGCCUGGCUGGCAACAAGAUCACAACGAUCAAUGGCUUGGGAACCUUACCCAUCAAAGUGCUUUGUUUGAGCAACAACCAGAUUGAGACCAUCACAGGUCUGGAGGAUCUGAAAGCCUUGCAGAAGCUGGAUCUGUCCUACAAUAAGAUCAGUAGCCUCCAGGGCUUGGAGAACCACGACCUCCUGGAAGUGAUCAACCUAGAGGAUAACAAGAUUGAGGAGCUGAGUGAAAUAGAAUACAUUGAAAAUCUUCCUAUCCUUCGAGUCCUCAAUCUGCUAAAGAAUCCAAUCCAGAACAAAUCCGACUACUGGUUCUUUGUAAUAUUUAUGCUGCUGCGCCUGACAGAAUUAGAUCAGCAGAAGAUUAAAGUGGAAGAAAAGGUUACUGCAGUGAAUAAGUAUGACCCUCCCCCUGAAGUGGUCGCUGCCCGAGAUCACAUGACCCAUGUUGUCAACAGCAUGUCACAGCCACAGAGGAUCUUUGACAGCACUCUGCCCAGUCUGGAUGCCCCUUAUCCCAUGCUGAUUUUAACUGGUCCUGCAGCUUGUGGCAAACGCGAACUCGCCCACCGCCUCUGCAGACAGUUUAAUACUUACUUCAGAUACGGGGCCUGCCACACCACGAGACCGCCAUACUUCGGUGAAGGGGAUCGGGUUGAUUAUCACUUUAUCUCUCAAGAAGUUUUUGAUGAAAUGCUGAGCAUGGGGAAGUUUAUUCUAACAUUUAAUUAUGGUAACCACAAUUACGGAUUAAACAGGGAUACUGUAGAAGGUAUUGCAAGAGACGGAUUAGCAAGCUGCAUCCAUAUGGAAAUAGAAGGCGUAAGAAGUUUGAAAUUUUCCUAUUUCGAGCCUCGCUAUGUCUUGGUGGUGCCCAUGGACAAGGAAAAAUACGAAGGAUACUUGCGGAGGAAGGGCUUAUUUAGUCGAGCAGAAAUUGAAUUCGCCAUCUCUAGGGUGGAUGUUUAUGUCAAAAUUAACCGGAAAUUUCCAGGAUAUUUUGAUGCAGUCAUCAAUGCAGAUGAUCUGGACGUAGCCUACAAAAAGCUAAGUGAGCUCAUCCGAGAAUACCUGGGGCUGACUGAGGAAGUUGCUAAGGGCUUGGCUCCAACUACAGGAGGUCCCUCUAGCAAGAAGACCAUCUCUGGGGUCCCAGCACACCUGGUCCCCUCCCCCAGGCGCUUAGCAAGACUGCAAGCAAAUGACCAAAACCCAGAAGCUCCCCCGGAAGUGCAGACUCAUGCAAAGAGCGACAGUCAGGACCCAGGCCUCCUACAGAGCCAAGAGUCAACAGAGGAGGGACAGCUCCCUAGGAAGGAUCCUUCUCCCAGCAGCCAACUGGAUCCACCUCAGACCAAGGAAGGGGAUGGUCAGCCAGCCGACCUUCCUCCAAAGAUAACCACUGAGAUGGAGGGGCCUGAAGAAGAGCCUGGGCCCCAUGAGCUAAAAGCAGAAGGCCAGUCUUCUACCAUUGCAUCUCAAGAGCCACCUCAGCAACCUGACCCUCCUCUCCCACCCAGCCCUCAACCAGACCAGGAUACGGAAUCCAGAGAGAUCAAAGGAGCCCCUAGCAACCCACCCCUCCCUGAACCGGCUGAAGCUGGACCUGACCCAGCUUCCCUCAGUCCUCAGGGAAUGCAGGAUGAGGGAACUGAGCCAGCCAACCCUGUGCCCAGCAGUUCCCCUCACAAUCCUCCAGAAGACCCUCCCCCUUCUGAUGUAGUGAGGCCCACUGGGGACCCUCAACCACCUCUGCAGGAGGGAACCCCCAAAGCAGAAGUUGUGCGGGCCAGUACUCCUUACCCAGAAAUUCCACCUUCCCAAAACCCAUCCACGAACUCAAAACAUAGCCAGGUCAGGGAACAGCCAGUGGCCUUGCUUCCUAGGAGCCGGCUGGCCCCUACCAGGUUGCCCCAGCCCCAGACCCUGGCACCUCUCCAGAGCAGGAGACCCACACCCAAGCUUCUCUCUCCCAGCAGGGAAGAGGCUUUGGGGACAAGCUCCGAUCAGACCCCAGCUGCCUCUCCAAGGUCUCUCCCAACUCAGGGUGACCCCAAUAAGCUUCCUCUCAUCAGCCCUCCCGAGUCCAAACCACCCUCAAACCCAAGCCCUAACGCAGCCCAUAGUCCACAGCAAGCCCCUGCUGGAAAAGCCAAAGAGGUGAAACUCCCUCUAAUUAGCCCCCCAGCCGAGGAACAAGCCCAGCAGCACUCCCCCAACCCUCCCCAGGAAGAGGAGACACCCACAGUCCAUCUCCCACACAUUCCUGCUCCCCCCGUGGAACCUCGGCUGCCUCAGAACACUGGGCCAAGGCCAGCUUCGAAGCUUGCAAAGGGAAGAAAAACUCCCAAAGUAGGCCAUGCCUCCAGCAAGAAGAUUCCAGAUCUGCAGGCUUCCCCUCACAGCCAAGAGGCUGCUAAGCAGAAGGAUGCUAGGAAGAAACAUCUCAGGCAGAGAGAGACAGCUAAAGGGUCCCCACACCCGAGAAGGAUACCAGCCAGAAAGUCUCAGACAGCCCAGCAGUCGGAAUCCCACAGCAAGCCAACUCCUAAGAGUGUGUCUGAUCUCCCUGACACCAGGUCCCCUCUGAGCCACACAGAAGUAGUGCCAGCAGACCCCCAGGACCAGGAGGAGAAAACCCGCAAAGCACACAAUUCCGGAAAGAAGGACUUGGCUCAGUCUGUAGGUGUGUCCCCAAAUGGAGAAAUGUCUGAUGGGUUAGCUCAAGAAAAGGAACUGGUCCUCGGUGAAAAUCACCCAAUCCAAGAAGCUCAGCCUCCACAGCCCCCUGCCAAGUCAGCGCAUAGGGAACAGGCUCAAAAAAAGGAAAGGUCUCAGAAGAGAGGGGUCUCUGGAAAUCCUCCGGAGCAGGAGAUUGCAGCCCCUAGCCAGCUGCGGGCCAAAGAGACACAAGCUCUUAAAGACACCACUGAGCUCAGACAGGGCUAUGCCCAGAGGCACAGCAUCCGUAUGUCUAAGCAGCAAUCCAAAGAAAAACGAACUCGAAAAAAUGGGGAUGCACCACAGAACAGAAGCCCUGCUGCUCCUCAGAAUCAAGCCUCAGAGGAGGGGCCAGGCAGCCGGACAGGAAGACUGAGAGCCAGGGGCAGCCAGAGCAUCAAAGUGUAA